Lepus europaeus (European hare) is the source of this 1263-nucleotide messenger RNA. It is a transcript of the gene SGPP2, whose product is annotated as sphingosine-1-phosphate phosphatase 2. Bases 1 to 1200 code for a protein of 399 amino acids. The record is from RefSeq and is a predicted model, not a curated record. The transcript is spliced from 5 exons. Gene Ontology annotation, biological process: phospholipid dephosphorylation; sphingosine metabolic process. Gene Ontology annotation, cellular component: endoplasmic reticulum membrane. Gene Ontology annotation, molecular function: sphingosine-1-phosphate phosphatase activity. NCBI's taxonomy places the organism in Eukaryota, Metazoa, Chordata, Mammalia, Lagomorpha, Leporidae.
AUGGCGGAGCUGCUGCGGAGCCUGCAGGAUUCCCAGCUCGUGGCCCGCUUCCAACGCCUCUGCGGGCUCUUCCCAGCGCCGGAUGAAGGCCCCCGGGAGAGCGGCGCCGGCCCCUCGGAGGGCGCGGCACGGGUCCCCGGGGUCGGGCAUCUCCCCGUGGCCAACGGCAAGAGCGGCGGGGGGCCGCCCAACGGGCUGCGGAGAGACGUGGCCCCUCAGGCUUAUGUGCAGAAAUAUGUAGUGAAGAAUUAUUUCUACUAUUACCUGUUCAGAUUUUCUGCUGCGUUGGGUCAAGAAGUGUUCUAUAUCACAUUCCUUCCAUUCACUCACUGGAAUAUUGACCCAUAUUUAUCCAGAAGGCUGGUCAUGAUAUGGGUGUUGGUGAUGUAUGUUGGUCAGGUGACCAAGGAUAUCUUGAAGUGGCCCCGUCCCUCUUCCCCUCCCGUUGUGAAACUGGAAAAGAGGGUGAUUGCUGAAUUUGGAAUGCCAUCCACCCACGCCAUGGCGGCUACCGCCAUUUCCUUCAGCCUCCUUCUCUCUACUGUGGACAGAUACCAGUACCCUUUUGUUUUGGGACUGGUGAUGGCUGUCAUGUUUUCCACCUUGGUGUGUCUCAGUAGGCUCUACACGGGCAUGCACACAGUGCUGGAUGUGCUGGGUGGUGUCCUGAUUACCGCACUCCUCAUUGGCCUCACCUACCCCGCCUGGACUCUCCUUGACUACUUGGACUCAGCCAGUCCCCUCUUCCCAGUGUGUGUCAUAGUUGUGCCGUUCUUCUUGUGUUACAAUUACCCCGUGUCUGAUUACUACAGUCCAACCAGAGCAGAUACCACCACAAUUCUGGCUGCCGGCGCUGGAGUGACCAUAGGAUUCUGGAUCAACCACUUCUUCCAGCUCGUGUCCAUGCCUGCUGAAUCUCUCCCUGUUGUUCAGAACAUCCCACCACUCACCACUGGCAUGUUAGUUUUGGGUCUAACCAAAUUUGCAGUGGGGAUUGUGCUGAUCCUCUUGGUUCGUCAACUUGUACAGAAUCUCUCGCUGCAAGUAUUAUAUUCGUGGUUCAACGUGGUCACCAGGAACAAGGAGGCCCGGCGAAGACUGGAGAUUGAAGUGCCUUACAAGUUUGUCACCUACACAUCUGUUGGCAUCUGUGCUACAACCUUUGUGCCAAUGCUGCACAGGUUGCUGGGAUUACUCUGAACCUCCAACAGCUGGGAACUAGCCCACAUGGGCAGGAGAACUAAGACAUAGGAAAAUUGUUGG